Messenger RNA from Dromaius novaehollandiae (emu), 1144 nucleotides. RefSeq names its product glycine N-methyltransferase (gene GNMT). NCBI's taxonomy places the organism in Eukaryota, Metazoa, Chordata, Aves, Casuariiformes, Dromaiidae. Gene Ontology annotation, biological process: protein homotetramerization; one-carbon metabolic process; regulation of gluconeogenesis. The transcript has 6 exons. The record is from RefSeq and is a predicted model, not a curated record. Gene Ontology annotation, cellular component: cytosol. Gene Ontology annotation, molecular function: glycine N-methyltransferase activity; identical protein binding; glycine binding. The coding region runs from base 90 to 914 and encodes 274 amino acids.
GGGCGGCGCCGGCGAUUGGCGGCGAGGCGCAGCGGGGCCGGGCGCGGAGCUGCAGCGGGGCCGGGGCCGGGGCCGGGAGCGGCGGCGGGAUGGUGGACAGCGUGUACCGGACGCGGUCCCUGGGGGUGGCGGCGGAGGGGCUGCCGGACCAGUACGCGGACGGGCGGGCGGCGCGCGUGUGGCAGCUCUACAUCGGCGACACGCGGAGCCGCACGGCCGAGUACCGCAGCUGGCUGGUGGCGCUGCUCCGCCAGCACCGCUGCCGCUCCGUGCUCGACGUGGCCUGCGGCACCGGGGUGGACUCCAUCAUGCUGCUGGAGGAGGGCUUCCUGGUGACCAGCGUGGACGCCAGCGACAAGAUGCUCAAGUAUGCGCUGAAGGAGCGCUGGGAGCGGCGCAAGGAGGAGCCCUUCGACCGAUGGGUCAUCGAGGAGGCCAACUGGCUGACGCUGGAGAAAGACCUGGAGAAGCCGGGGGAUGGGUUCGACGCCGUCAUCUGCCUGGGCAACUCUUUUGCCCACCUGCCAGACUUCAAAGGGGACCAGAGCGACCACAAGCUGGCCCUUAGGAACAUUGCCAGCAUGGUACGGCCUGGUGGUGUCCUAGUAAUCGACCACCGCAACUAUGACCACAUCCUGGCCACAGGCUGUGCGCCACCAGGCAAGAACAUCUACUACAAGAGUGACUUGACCAAGGACAUCACCACGUCCGUGCUGCUGGUCAACAAUAAGGCUCACAUGGUGACACUGGACUACACAGUGCAGGUUCCCGCAACGGAGGCCGGGGCAUCCCCAGAGCUGAGUGCCUCCUUGCAGCAAGUUUCGGCUCUCGUACUACCCACACCAGCUGGAGGCUUUCACAGCCCUGCUGAAAGGUGCCUUCCAGGGGAAGUGCCAGCACAGCAUCCUGGGUGACUUCCAGCCCUACACACCGGGGCAGGCCCACACCCCCUGCUACUUCAUCCACGUUGUGAAGAAGACAGCCUGAAGACCACCUGACAGAGCAGCAGCAGCAGUGGAAAGCUCAGCGCGGGGGGCGGGGGGGGGGCUGGGGGCAUUGCCAUUUGCCUGUCCCCAUGUGCCUGCUGAGGGCUGCCCAGCAGCCCCUUUCCCAUUAAUUAAGUGUGCUUGUAUGAGCUACCACA